Messenger RNA from Monodelphis domestica (gray short-tailed opossum), 4058 nucleotides. RefSeq names its product acyl-coenzyme A synthetase ACSM4, mitochondrial-like. NCBI's taxonomy places the organism in Eukaryota, Metazoa, Chordata, Mammalia, Didelphimorphia, Didelphidae. Gene Ontology annotation, cellular component: mitochondrial matrix. Gene Ontology annotation, biological process: fatty acid biosynthetic process; acyl-CoA metabolic process. Gene Ontology annotation, molecular function: fatty acid ligase activity; fatty-acyl-CoA synthase activity. The record is from RefSeq and is a predicted model, not a curated record.
CUUUAAUCUCAUUUGAUCCUGUCAUAGUACUCCUGAAACAAAUGUGUCUGUUUUCUAAAAACUCUCUAAUAGUGAUGAACAGGACAUGGAGUAAACCAAGAAAGAGCCAAUCAGGAGCCUGCAGGGAGCCAGAGGACUUACUCUCUGCCUUCCAAGGUGUUUGCUGGCUCACUUUGCUUAGCUUUGCAUCACAAAUUUUGCCUGUAGCAGCCCAAGUUGGCUUAAAAGUCAUAUAAUCUGUUAUAUAUAUGCUGUUCUAAUCAAAUGUCCCAAAACAUCCUGCUCCUGUUUGUUUUCGUGUUUUCUUCUUUUUUUUUUAAUUUUGUCUUCCACCUAUCAACGAGGACUCCUUUAUAUUUGAGGGAUGAGUUUUCACAAUUGACAGUCCACACAACAACCCUGUAAGGUAAGACCUAUUAUUAUCACCAUUUUUUACAGUUGAGGAAGCUGAGGCAGACCGUGAUUAAAUAGCUUGUGUAGGAUCACACAGCUCCUAUUUGAAUCCAGAUUUGAACUCAAGUCUUCUUGACUCCAGGCUCAGUACUCUAUCCACCUAGCUGACCUCUAAGGAGGGAGAUUGGACUCGGAGAGACUAGUCAGGAACCUGGUCCAUACAAGAGGUGAUGAUGAUCUGAACUAGAAUCAUGACAAUAGAAAUAGAAGGGGGAAAUGGGAAUGGCUCUGAAUUGGUGAUGAUUUCUUUAUCUAUGAAACAAUAUUACUAUCAUCACCAACAACAAUUUAGUGAGUUUCCUCAGAGGUUAGAUGUGAAGGGGGAGUGCUGGGGAGCACAUGUUUUUAAAAAAUAGAAAAAGAUCCAAUCUCUAUUUUAGCAACUGAUACUUGAAAUGAGGAGAGGGGAUAUAUCAAGUUUGUUUUUUUUUUUUAAAUCUCUAAGAUCUAGAUUUCUCUAAGCAGCUGAAUUAUUUGUAUCUUCUCAUGUCAUAUCUUCUAAUGGUGUCAGUGAACAGAAUAAUUAUUGUGGUUUAACUAGGCUUCAUUGGGCAAAUCUGUGAUACAUGUGGAACAGCCAAAAAUCACAAAUCAACAGUAAUUUGUGCUAUAAUGAUGAUUAUUGAGGCUCUGAUAGGUCACUGGAGCCCUAUGGAUUUUGAUAUCACCAGUUCCAUUUGAGAAAAUAAUAACCUAAUGUUAUUCAUGUUUUGGCAGUGAACCAAAAAGGGAGGCUAGUCCUACAUUUUCCCUUUCUCCUCUCACUUUUUUGUCUUAUAAGCGGUUUUAACCACAUGUUGUCCAGACAAACAAAAACUCUAGUCCCAAGAGAGGACAGUCCUCCCAACUGAGCACCAGUCUCAGGCUACAACAAUUUAGACACAGAGAGAAAGGAAGACAGUGGUUUCUGACUUGCACAGAGACGGGUCCUUGUGGAGGAGUAAAAGGCUUUCUUGAAACAACAAUAGCAACUCCUGGUUAUCCAAACUCAAGAGAGAAGAAAAAGGGGGUGAGUGGUGUUCAACAUCUAUAGGUGGUAUGGAACCAUAAGCCACCUCUGAACACAUUGCAUGAGAUAGAGGGCCUGAAAUUCUCUCCACUCUUCUUAUCAAAAAAUCCGUCUUGCCAUCAUGAAGAUUUUAUUCCAGUUACAGAUGUUCAGGUUCGUCGGGAGUCCAAAGUUACCUGGGAGGUAUUUUCAUCAAGGCUCCCAGGUUUGGGCUCCUCUGAAUCUUUCUGACUUUGAAGCUAUAAAUCGCUGUGAACGGGACUUGCCAGACCACUUUAACUUUGCUGGGGAUGUACUGGAUGUUUGGGCUCAGCUGGAAAAGAAAGGAGAGCGCCCUCCCAACCCAGCGCUCUGGUGGACUAACGGCAAAGGAGCAGAGGUGAAAUGGAACUUUGGAGAGCUGGGUCUCUUAUCCCGCAAAGUAGCCAAUGCCCUCUCCAGCUCAUGUGACCUCCAGAGAGGAGAGAGAGUUGCUGUGAUUCUACCCAGAAUUCCAGAGUGGUGGCUGGUCAAUGUGGCUUGUAUGCGAACAGGACUUGUCUUCAUGCCUGGGACAAUCCAACUGACUGCCAAGGACAUUCUCUACAGGCUACAGGCAUCCAAGGCCAAAUGUAUUGUCGCUAGUGAUGAGGUAGCCCCAGCUGUGGAUUCUAUCGUAUCCAACUGCCCUGCUUUGAAAACCAAGAUUCUGGUGUCAGAAAAUAGUCGCAAUGGAUGGCUAAACUUCAAUGAGAUAUUUAAAUCAGCCUCUGAAGAACAUAACUGCGUGAAGACAGCAAGCCGGGAACCAAUGGCUAUCUAUUUUACCAGUGGAACAACCGGUUCUCCCAAAAUGGCCCAGCACUCACAGAGCAGCCUUGGUAUUGGGUACACUCUUUGUGGAAGAUACUGGUUGGAUUUGAAACCUUCAGAUAUCAUGUGGAACAUGUCUGACACUGGCUGGGUGAAGGCUGCCAUUGGUAGUGUCUUUUCGACCUGGCUUCAAGGAUCCUGUGUCUUCGUGCACCGCAUGGCCCAGUUUAAUACGGAUAUCUUCUUAGAUACUCUCAGCAAGUACCCCAUAACCACUCUCUGCAGUGCCCCAACUGUAUACCGGAUGCUUGUACAAAAAGACCUUAAGAGCUAUAGCUUCAAAACCUUGAGGCACUGCUUGACUGGAGGGGAGCCACUCAACCCAGAAGUUAGAGAACAGUGGAAGAACCAGACAGGACUGGAGCUGUAUGAAGGCUAUGGACAGACAGAAGUGGGAAUAAUCUGUGCCAAUCAGAAAGGUCAAGAAAUUAAACCUGGAUCAAUGGGAAAGGGAGUGCCACCUUAUGAUGUCCAGAUCAUAGAUGAAAAUGGCAAUGUUCUGCCACCUGGUACAGAAGGGGAAAUUGCCCUUAGAAUGAAGUCUACAAGACCUUUCUCUUUCUUCUUGGAAUAUGUGGACAAUCCAACAAAGACAGCUGCCACCAUCAGGGGAAAUUUUUAUGUUACUGGAGACCGAGGGAUAAUGGAUAGUGAUGGUUAUUUUUGGUUUGUUGGAAGAGCUGAUGAUGUCAUCAUAUCAUCUGGGUACCGCAUUGGUCCAUUUGAAGUUGAAAGCGCCCUAAUUGAGCAUCCAGCUGUUGUCGAAUCUGCUGUAGUCAGCAGUCCAGAUCCUAUCAGAGGAGAGGUGGUGAAAGCUUUUGUGGUCUUGGCUGCACCCUAUAAAUCCACCAAUACAGAGACAUUGACUCUGGAGCUUCAGAAUCAUGUGAAAAAAGUAACCGCACCUUACAAAUACCCCAGGAAGAUGGAAUUUGUUCAAGAACUACCAAAGACCAUCACUGGAAAAAUAAAACGAAAUGUACUAAGAGACCAAGAAUGGGGACGAGCUUAACUUGACCAGAAUGAAGAGAUGCCUCUUGUGCAUUUACAUGGCAUUCUUUUGUCUGCUUUUACUUUUACUUCUUGCUAUCUUAACCAUAUUCUCAUGACUGGUUACUAUCAAAUCACAGUACUGUACAAUGUUAGUGGGGCUUAUUUUCCCAUUUGAAAAACUAAAAUGUUAAAUCUCUGCUUUCUCUAACCAUCUUUAAGCCUUAAAGUAGUCCAAAAAUAUUUAGGAAAUGGCCUUUUAAUCUGUAGAGCCAAAGAAUUAAAACUAUAUUUCCAGAAAACUAUGUUCUUCCAUUCUUCACAUAUUUAUUUUUUAAAUUGACAAAGCAUCUAUGUUUUAGAAGCUCAUUAGUUUCAAAGAAUGGAUUUUUCAAGUUUUAAAAAAUAUAAUUUUAUGCCUUUUAUUUUUAACACCAAAUAAUUCAUCAAAACGAACAGACCCAGCAACCACAUGAUCACAAGUAACUCUCCAUACUCCUGCUUAUUUUAUCAUCUGUCCUUCAUAACCAACACUGGUCAUUGUAGGUAAUCAGAGUUCAGCUAGCUUUUAAGUAAUAUUUUCAUCUAAAUUAUUGUAGUUAUUGGAUAUAUUGUUCUCAAUUUUAUGGCUUAUAGUAGAACUGCAAAGAACAGAUACUCUUUGAUUUAAAGAAAAUUCACUAUUAAAAUAUUCCAAUUUACAAAGCAGGGUGAUAAAACUUUUAAAAAGACUCUUUGCUUUAUAAAAGGAACU